Fragaria vesca subsp. vesca is the source of this 2075-nucleotide messenger RNA. Its product is annotated as pentatricopeptide repeat-containing protein At3g16010-like. Gene Ontology annotation, molecular function: protein binding. The coding region runs from base 6 to 1961 and encodes 651 amino acids. NCBI's taxonomy places the organism in Eukaryota, Viridiplantae, Streptophyta, Magnoliopsida, Rosales, Rosaceae. The record is from RefSeq and is a predicted model, not a curated record. The transcript has 3 exons.
ACAACAUGGCGAAAUUGAUUGCCAAAUCGUUUGCUACAACGCGAUCCAUAUCAACCUCCACUCAUCUCUCUCAAAGACUUAAUCAAACAGAAAAUGAGAUAGUUAACAUGUUUCGGUUGCCUAAUGCAUCCGACCAAACGCACAGCUUUCCCAUGAGUAGAAAUAUGCCUAGGAAGGACCCUUCAGUGAGGACAUUGGAUGACAGGUUCACAAAGAUUUUGAAAAUUUUCAAGUGGGGACCCGAUGCCGAAAAGGCCUUGGAAGUGCUCAAGCUGAGAGUGGAUCAUAGGUUGGUUCUUGCUGUUCUCAAGAUUGAUGUCGAGGCAGUUGUUAAGGUUAAGUUUUUCAAGUGGGCUAGCAAGAGAAGGAAUUUUCAGCAUAACUCAACCACGUAUAUGGCGUUGAUCCGUUGCUUGGAUGAGGCCGGUAUGGUUGGGGAAAUGUGGAAAACCAUUCAAGAGAUGGUUCGUAGUGUACGUGUUAUUGAUCCAGCUGAGUUGUCUGAGAUUAUGAGAAUCUUGGGAAGGGCUAAGAUGGUUGACAAGGCAGUGUCUGUCUUCUACCAAAUCAAAGGCCACAAGUGCUUGCCAACAGCUCAUAGUUACAACUCAUUGAUCUUAAUGCUGAUGCAAGAAGGUCAUCAGGAAAAGGUCCAUGAGCUCUAUAAUGAGAUGUGUAACGAGAGUAACUGUUCCCCGGACACAGUGACAUACAGUGCACUAAUAUCUGCAUUUGGAAAAUUGGGCCGUGAUGAUUCUGCAAUUAGGUUGUUUGAUGAGAUGAAGGAUAAUGGUUUACAUCCAACUGCAAAGAUUUAUACUACCCUAUUGGCGAUCUUUUUCAAGUUGGGCAAGGUUGAGAAAGCUUUGAGUCUAGUUCAGGAGAUGAAAGAGAAUGGGUGUCCGCCUACUGUUUAUACAUACACUGAAUUGAUAAAGGGGCUAGGGAAGGCUGGGAGGGUUGAAGAUGCUUAUGCCAUAUACAAAAACAUGCUGAAGGAGGGUUGUAAGCCUGAUGUUGUGCUCAUGAACAAUCUGAUAAACAUUUUGGGAAAGGAAGGUCGCAUAGAAACUGCUAUUAAACUUUUCGAUGAGAUGGACAUUUUGCGUUGCACGCCUAACGUGGUGACUUAUAACACGAUAAUUAAAGCUUUAUUUGAUUCCAAAGCUCCAGCUGUGGUUGCAGCUUCAUGGUUUGAGAAGAUGAAAGUGAAUGGUGUUAUUCCGAGCUCUUUUACCUAUUCAAUUAUGAUAGAUGGGUUUUGUAAAACAAAUAGAGUUGAGAAAGCUUUGUUGCUUCUUGAAGAGAUGGAUGAAAAGGGGUUUCCUCCUUGUCCAGCUGCGUACUGCAGCCUGAUCAACAGUCUUGGAAAAGCAAAGCGGUAUGAAGCUGCAAAUGAGUUAUUUCAAGAAUUGAAAGAAAACUGUGGACGUGCAAGUGCUAGAGUAUAUGCCGUGAUGAUUAAACAUUUAGGAAAAUGUGGGCGUCUAGAUGAAGCUCUGGAUCUUUUUCACGAGAUGAAGAAACUUGGAUGCAAUCCAGACAUAUAUACAUAUAAUGCACUCAUGUCAGGGAUGGUUAGAGCUGGUAUGAUAGAUGAAGCAUUUACCUUGCUUAAAACCAUGGGAGAAAGAGGCUGUGUUGCAGACAUAAACUCACAGAACAUUAUUUUAAAUGGCUUGGCUAGGGCAGGUGGCCCAACGAGGGCGUUAGAAAUGUUUUCAAAGAUGAAGCAUUCCAAGAUUCAACCAGAUGCGGUUUCUUAUAACACUAUUCUUGGUUGUCUCAGUCGAGCUGGGUUGCUAGAAGAGGCUGCAAAGCUGAUGAAAGAGAUGACUUCAAAAGGUUUUCAAUAUGAUCUCAUCACAUACUCAUCAAUACUUGAGGCAGUUGGCAAGGUUGAUGAAGUUCAUACGACUUCCUUAAAGGGAUCUGGGAAUAUUGAUGGUUCCAUUGGUUGACUCUGCAACUUAACACAUACGCCCGUCCCCAUUUUAAGUAUUUAUUAACUACUUGGCUGUAUAAGGCACUUCCUUUCAACUCGCCUUGGGAGCUCUGUGGAUGCAGAGCCUCAG